AUGCCGCGCUCUUUCCUCGUCAGGAAGCCCGCCUGCUCCCGUCGGAGACCCAACUACAGUGAGCUGCACGACUCGUCGCCGGAGUUCACCUUUCAACAGCCCUAUGACCAGGCCCACCUGCUGGCAGCCAUUCCGCCUCCUGAAGUCCUCAACCCCAGGGCCUCGCUGCCCACCCUCAUCUGGGACUCCCUGCUGCUGCCCCAGCUCCAGCCCAGCGCCUGGGCCUCCCUGCGGCCCCAGGAGGGCCCGAAGGCGGCCGAGCUGACCUUCCUGUCGGACGAGGACAGUGGGAAGGGCUCGCAGCCCCCCAGCCCGCCCUCCCCGGCGCCUUCGUCCUUCUCGUCGGCCUCAGCCUCAUCGCUGGAGGCCGAGGCCUUCACCGCCUUCCCUGGCCUAGGCCCGGUGCCCAAGCCGCCGCUGGCCGUGCUCGCUGGGACCAAGGACCCUCAGGCCCGCAAGGCCUUCAACUGCAAGUAUUGCGACAAGGAGUACGUGAGCCUGGGCGCCCUCAAGAUGCAUAUCCGCAGCCACACGCUGCCCUGCGUGUGCGACACCUGCGGAAAAGCCUUCUCCAGACCCUGGCUGCUGCAGGGCCACGUCCGGACCCACACAGGUGAGAAGCCCUUCUCCUGCUCACACUGCAACCGCGCCUUCGCCGACCGCUCCAACCUGCGCGCGCACCUGCAGACACAUUCUGCAGUGAAGAAGUACCAGUGCAAGUCGUGUUCCAGAACCUUCUCACGCAUGUCCCUGCUGCACAAGCACGAAGAGUCGGGCUGCUCGGGGGGCCCCCGAGGACCCUAG
Elephantulus edwardii (Cape elephant shrew) is the source of this 804-nucleotide messenger RNA. RefSeq names its product snail family zinc finger 1 (gene SNAI1). Gene Ontology annotation, molecular function: RNA polymerase II cis-regulatory region sequence-specific DNA binding; DNA-binding transcription factor activity, RNA polymerase II-specific. The transcript has 3 exons. The record is from RefSeq and is a predicted model, not a curated record. NCBI's taxonomy places the organism in Eukaryota, Metazoa, Chordata, Mammalia, Macroscelidea, Macroscelididae. The coding region runs from base 1 to 804 and encodes 267 amino acids. Gene Ontology annotation, biological process: regulation of DNA-templated transcription.